GGCAUCUAAAAUGGAUCUCAAGUGUUCUCUGGAAGAAUGUGCAAUGGCACUGAACUUAUUUCUAAAUAAUAAAUUCUCUGAAGCCCUGGAAUUGCUUCGACCAUGGUCUAAAAACAGUAUGUAUCAUGCUCUUGGCUAUGGUACAAUAUUAGUUAUGCAAGCUGCUAUGACUUUUGAACAACAGGAUAUCCAGCUGGGAAUUUCUACAAUGAAGGAAGCUUUACAAACCUGCCAAAGAUUCAGAAAAAGAAGCACAGUGGUAGAGUCUUUGUCCAAUCUGGUUUCUAAACAGUCAGUGGACCAGCUGAGUGAAGAGGAAAUGCAUGCUGAAAUCUGUUAUGCUGAAUGUUUAUUGCAGAAAGCAGCACUUACAUUUGUACAGGAUGAAAAUAUGAUCAACUUUAUCAAGGGUGGCCUCAAAAUUAGGACAAGUUACCAAAUAUACAAAGAAUGUCUUCAAGUGCUACAGAUGACUCAGGGCAUCAAAAGCAAAAAUGAAACUUACCACCAGUUUGAAGGAGGAGUAAAGCUUGGGAUAGGAGCAUUUAAUCUGUUGCUGUCCCUUUUACCAGGAAGGAUUCUCCGGCUUCUAGAAUUUAUUGGCUUUUCUGGCAACAGGGAUAUAGGCCUCCUCCAGCUACGGGAAGGUGCUUCCGGUACAAGUUUGAGGGCCAUCCUGUGUACUUUCACCUUGCUGGUAUAUCACACUUUUGUCUGCUUCAUCCUUGGUACAGGAGAAGCCAAUCUUGAGGAAGCAGAGACUCUACUUGAACCCUACCUCCAGAAGUUUCCAAAUGGUUCCAUUAUUUUAUUCUACGCUGCCAGAAUAUCUAUACUGCAAGGAAAUUUUGAAAAGGCACAGUUAACACUCCAAGAAUGCAUUGCAGCCCAACAAGAGUGGAAACAGAUCCAUCACCUCUGUUACUGGGAGCUGAUGUGGUGCUACACAUUCCAGCAGAACUGGCUUCAAGCAUAUCGGUAUGCAGACCUGCUCUGCAAAGAGAGCAGGUGGUCUAAGGCAAUAUAUGUGUUCCAGAAAGCUGCAAUUUUGUGUAUGCUUCCUGAUGAUGAUGUGAAGAAAACUGGGGAGGACGUUGUAUCUUUGUUCAGACAAAUAGAAGGCCUAAGGCAAAGAAUUGCAGGAAAAUCUAUUCCAACAGAAAAGUUUGCAGUAAGGAAAUCACGUCGCUAUGCAAGUUCUCAGCCAGUGAAGCUUAUACUACCUGCCCUGGAAAUGAUGUAUGUUUGGAAUGGUUUUGCAGUUGUAGGCAAAAGAACAGACCUUACAGAAAGUUUAUUAAUAACAAUUGAAAAAGAGGAAACUGCUCUACAGAAUGAAGCUAAUCAUAGUGAAUACUACAUGGAUGAUGUAUGCUUGCUGCAGUUACUAAAAGGCCUCUGUCUGAAAUACCUGGGAAGACUCUUGCAAGCUGAGCUGUGUUUCAAUCAAGUUAUCCAAAGUGAAAAACAGAUAAAGUAUGAUAACUACUUGGUGCCAUUCACCCUAUAUGAGUUGGGACUUCUGUACAAACAGCGGGAUGAAAGAGAAAAAGCAAUACGAUACAUAGAAACUGCAAAAAACAAUUACAAGGAUUACUCCAUGGAGUCCAGGUUACAUUUUAGGAUUCAUGCAGCACUUGACAGUCUGAAAGUGACUCCUGCUUCAACGCCUUGACUUACCCAAAGAAGGAUCUUCUUCAUGAAUGCAAGUGUCUACGCAAUCUUGUUCAAUAGGUGUAAAAAAAAUCAUGAAAAAGAAAAAAAUUAUAUUUUCUAUCAUCUUUUUGAUUUACUAUUUGUCAUACUUUAGGCUGUUCUUUUCUAUGAUGCCUAUACAAUAUUUCUGCUUGACACUUUUAAGAAAUACCUUUUAUUUAAUUUGCUAAAAUAAUGUAACGUUUGACUUGAAUGGGGCCAGUUGCAGGUGCAAUAAAGUAAUUAAAAUACUUUAUUUUUUAUGUAAAAAAUAAUGUUGUUUAUGGAGCUGUUUGAGUCUAGGUAAUGAUUUUGGCAUUCCAUGGAGACUUGAUUAUCUGCAAUAUGCUUAUUAGGAUUUUUCUGCCUCUGGAAUAAAUUUGCUGGCUGCUAAGAGUCUGUCAUACAGUACACCUCUGACAUUGGAAUUUUUGUACCAAGGAGAAGAUGCAUUAUCUUUGGGCCAGAAGAUGAAAAAUGCUUAAUUUUCCUUC
Gavialis gangeticus (Gharial) is the source of this 2189-nucleotide messenger RNA. It is a transcript of the gene TTC39B, whose product is annotated as tetratricopeptide repeat domain 39B. Gene Ontology annotation, molecular function: protein binding. The coding region runs from base 11 to 1675 and encodes 554 amino acids. The transcript is spliced from 17 exons. The record is from RefSeq and is a predicted model, not a curated record. Lineage: Eukaryota; Metazoa; Chordata; Crocodylia; Gavialidae.